This is a messenger RNA of Amyelois transitella, 2660 nucleotides long. Its product is annotated as E3 ubiquitin-protein ligase Siah1. Gene Ontology annotation, biological process: proteasome-mediated ubiquitin-dependent protein catabolic process; multicellular organism development. NCBI's taxonomy places the organism in Eukaryota, Metazoa, Arthropoda, Insecta, Lepidoptera, Pyralidae. Gene Ontology annotation, cellular component: cytoplasm. Gene Ontology annotation, molecular function: ubiquitin conjugating enzyme binding; ubiquitin protein ligase activity; zinc ion binding. Bases 272 to 1618 code for a protein of 448 amino acids. The transcript is spliced from 8 exons. The record is from RefSeq and is a predicted model, not a curated record.
CAAUUUUCCACUACUCGAGUCGUUUAUGGACAGACACGUAUAUAUAAAAUCGCACUGCAUUAUGCACCUACAGUGUUUCUAUUCUGCGUGACGGAGUUUUGGCGAUCUAAAGAAAUAUUUAAGGCUCAUUAUAUACCUAGUUAUCGGUUCUUAUCUUGGUACACUUUUUUAUCUACCUAUCCUUUGUUCUGUGCUGACGGUCGAUCAAGUGGUUAAGUGAAAUUGUUUCGUGGUGAUAUUUGGUCUUUUUGCGAAAAUUUAAUUGUUCGUCAUGGGCACGGAACAAUCUAAACCUUCAGAGAGAUAUCCGCAGCAUGUACCUCAUUACAGAGAACGUCAACCAAGGAGUCAGUUCUCUGAAACAGAUGUAGCUGAGUUACUGGAACGCCAGAAGCAACAUUUUGACCAGAAAAUUAAGCAACUACAAAAGGAACAAAAAAGUCCACCAGCUACUACUACCCAACAAUCUCCAUUUGAGUAUGGUGCUGGGAGCAGCAACACUGCUGGCCCAUCAUCGAGUUCCCACCAGUCCACCUACAGUCCGCGAGGCGUAACACCCGUUCAAAUAAGCCCUCCAACUACUUCAGAGAGACUUAGGACUCCUUACAACUACACUCACACGCAGCUGAAGCAAGCAACGGGGCUUCAGGCCACCACCUUGUACCCGAAUUUGCAAACCGCUCAGGCGCAGAGCAAUGUGGCCCAAUCUACUUCGGAUUUUGUCUUUGUCAGUAAUACCGGAAAUGUACAAAGGUGUGUGCCAUCGGCUCCUCCUGCACCUAGGGUGCGCUCGACUUCAAGGCCUCCCUCCCGAGAGCCAAACUCCAAAAGGGACAGCGACAACGAGAUGAAAUGUCCUACUUGCAAGAAAAUGUAUGGACUGACCAUAUUCCAGUGCGCAAAAGGGCACAGCUCUUGCCAUGACUGCAAGCGAUACCGAUCCUGUGGGUUGUGCCAUCAGCCAAUCACUGAUAUGCGAAAUAUCACCCUGGAGGCGCUUAUUGCUGAGAUGAAAGUUAAAUGUCCAAACGAAGAAGAGGGUUGCAAUCUAUUCAUGAAGAUGGCGGAUAUCGAGAACCACGCUAAAGAAUGCCCAUUCCGAGAGUUGCCCUGUCCACUAGCCCCUACUUUUGGAUGUUUUUGGAAAGGAAAACUAUCUCAAGUCGCGCCUCAUUUCGACCACGUUCAUCCUAUGAAUCGCCAAGCAGCCGUUGAUACCGAAAUGACCUUACCCAACCCCCAAAACAACUGCCACAUCGCCCAAUUGGUAAUCAUCGGUAACUUUAACUUCGUCUUUCAUCUGAUUGUCUCCCAAGAAAAGAAAAAUAUGUACUUAGUUGUUCAGCUAAUUGGAACAAAUAUUAGCGCUUCAAAAUGGAUUUAUGAAAUUCACGUCUACCACAAGGGCCAACCACGCAGGAAGUACCAGUAUUCUGAUAUUUGCUAUCCCAUUAAUACCAGUAUGAACGAAAUAAUGUCAGAAGCUAAAUGUGCUGUACUUCCCUUGUCUUAUGCCUCGACUUUUGUAUGUGAUAACAAGAUAAAUUACAAGUUCUACAUUAAGAAUGAAAAGCCUUUUGGAAGAAAUAACAGAGGACGCGGCGGACACCGCAAGUGAAUUUAAUGAUAUCAUUGCCAAUCUUAUGGAUCUAUCACAGUACACUGCUUAGAUCAAAGAUAGGUAGUGAUAUUUAUGCAAGAGCGUUUUUUUUUUCCUUAAAUUUAGUAUUUACCGUCAGUAUUUCUUUUUCUUUAUUUUCUAUUAUGUAUUAUGUUUCUUAGUUUUAGGACAAUCAAUAAAAGAAAUGAUAAUUAAAAAUAUAAUAUACUGAUUUUUAAUUGUAAUUAAAUAUUGCAUUUCUGUCUUUUUAUAAUGUAACUGAAUUUACUUUUAGUUAAUAAGAAUGUAUGAGAAAAAUAAUGUAACCAUAAAUAAUAAUAAUAUGGAACUAAGUGAAUUAAUUAUUGGGAUAUGAAAGAAGACAGCCUUGUGUUAAAUUACGUAGGACUAAUCAGAAGCACGGCCUAUUUAAAUUUGUAAGUCUAUAAUGUUCUCAAAAAAACUCACUAAGUUGAAGAUAAAACUAAUUAAUCGAAUUAGUGAGAACAAACAGCAACUGAUUCUGUUUAAGCAUAGGAUGGCGAAUACCAGAUUUCUUUACAUUAUGCGUAAUGCUAGUGUGGCCAGGUCAUUGGGUUUACCGCUGGCAACGUAAUUAAAUGGUAAAUGGGAAGACCAAGCUCGUAAAAAAAUUAAAUUUUAGGUAGAAUAUAGGUGAUAUAAUGCUGCAAUAUUAUUUGUAUGAUUUGAAAGUAUGUAAUUGGUAACAAUUUGUAGCGGUCGAUAGGUGAUUACAUGAAGAGAGUUAUGAAUGUGGAUGAAGCAAAGGAAGAAUGCAGGGAUCGUGGCAAGUGGAAAGAGAUAGUCUCUGCCUACCCCUCCGGGAAAGAGGCGUGAUUUUAUGUAUGUAUGUAUGUAUAUUAUAUAUAAUUAGUGUUGCAUAUUUCUAUAACAAUUAUCAUUUAAAAUUUAAGAUUUCUUGGGUGAUUUGAAACUAACAUGGUAACAUUUUGUAAGCAUAUUGAAUUUAUUGCCAUAAUUUUGGAUUUGUCUUUAUGAAUUGUAUUUGAUUUUAUUCAAUAAAACAUUUUGGAACAUG